Molecule: messenger RNA, 249 nt
Organism: Penicillium manginii
Lineage: Eukaryota; Fungi; Ascomycota; Eurotiomycetes; Eurotiales; Aspergillaceae
Exons: 1
Coding region: 1-249 (82 amino acids)
Source: RefSeq, a predicted model, not a curated record
AUGCCCAUCGCGCAGCAGAUGGAUGGGAAUGCCGGGGCAGAUAUGACCGACCUCGACACGUCUCCGGACUGGCCCACAUUGCCUAGCGAUGAGACCUUACACCAAGCCUACGAAAUCGAACUCGAGACACAGAAUGGCGACACUAUACGCUUCGGCGAACUGGUAGCUGGCAAAGGCGAUUCAAUUACCACGAUAGUGAUAUUUGGUGAGAACCUACGCUGCGUUCCAUUCAGAGACUCGGUUAUAUAA